This is a messenger RNA of Cryptomeria japonica (Japanese cedar), 1616 nucleotides long. RefSeq names its product RHOMBOID-like protein 10, chloroplastic. The coding region runs from base 90 to 1103 and encodes 337 amino acids. The record is from RefSeq and is a predicted model, not a curated record. Gene Ontology annotation, molecular function: serine-type endopeptidase activity. Gene Ontology annotation, cellular component: chloroplast membrane. The transcript is spliced from 9 exons. Lineage: Eukaryota; Viridiplantae; Streptophyta; Pinopsida; Cupressales; Cupressaceae.
GCGGGCGUGGGCCGUCGACGGGUUUCUGUGGGCAUUUUAAAAUAAAAUAACAGCAUGAAAGGCACAGGUGCUGCGGGCAGAUAGAGGAGAUGGCCAUGUUCUCUAGUUUUCAAUGGGGAUGGGCAGGUCCACCUAAUUCCGUCUGCCCACAUGGCUCUCGCAGCUUGUUAAGAAUGGCCUCUGCCAUUGAAUUGCACGCAGCUCGAUUUCAAGUGAAGUAUUCGCAUAUUUUUGCAAGUUUUCAGGAAUCUUACAGUUUUCAAAUUGACACCAAAAACACCACAUUGUGCAACAAAAAUGGCAAUGGUUUGUACAAGGAGUUCGGGAUUUUGGAUAGGUUCUCAAGAACUUACCUAUUUUUUCCUUCACGGUGUAUGCCAAAUCUUUGCAAUAAAGCACAUCAGAGAAGCUUGCAGAAAGCAAGGGGUGGAAUACCUGGUUCAAUGCAAUCUUCUACUGAACAUCGUCCAAGUGGAAGAGUUUGUACUAACAUCCUUCUUGCUUUGAAUAUAUUGCUUUAUGUUGGUCAGAUUGUAUCUCGAGGAAAGGUCACCUUUUGGGGAGCUAAGGUUAAUAGUUUGAUAAAUGAUGGUCAAACGUGGAGACUUGUGACUUCAUCAUUUCUUCAUGCAAAUGUUGUCCAUCUCUUGGUUAACUGUUUUUCUCUGAAUUCAGUUGGUCCAAUGGUGGAGGAAUUACUUGGGCCUAAGAGAUUUUUUGCAGUUUAUAUGGCUUCUGCCAUCACAAGUGCAACGAUGAGUUACUAUCUCAACAAGGCAUCUUCUCUAGGUGCUUCAGGAGCAAUUUUUGGUCUUGUUGGCUCUUUGGCUGUUUUUAAUUUUAGACACAAAAAUCUCUCAAGUCGUGGAUGGGAAAGUUUAAUUGAAAUUGCUUUAAACAUUGCAGCAAACAUGGUUUUAGGACAUCUAUCUCAAGGAAUAGACAAGUGGGGUCAUGUGGGAGGGAUGAUUGGUGGAGCUUCUUUGUCAUGGUUAAUAGGGCCUGCAUUUUCAUAUGAGUCUGUAGAAGGGGGAAGAAAUAGAGUCCUUGUAGACAAGCCACCCAUUUCUUUCUUACUUGGUUUGGGAAGGCACCCUAAGUAGUGGAGAGGUUUCUACAUAAUCAAUCAUCACGAAGAGCAAAAUUCAGCAUAUUAUUGUGCAUUAUAUUGACAUUUGAAAAGAAUGUAUCUAAUUACAAUUAUUUGUUGGGUUGAUUAAUGUAUCAUCAUAUUGCAAGAAUAUGUAUGGGGAUGCCUGUGACAAUUAUAUGUCAUUUAACUUGGCAAAUGCUUCCCUGCCCCAUAUCAUGUUAAAAGUCAUGAAAUUUGUCCAUUUGGUGUGAUUUUGUAGUAGAGACUGAGCAUUGUCACUUUGAAGACCUGGGCGCAAAUCACCAUGACAGCUGCUGGACACAAGCCUCCUCAUGCGGCUCCAAAAGCGUACAGAUUGAAACCCACACCUGACGUUCUAAAACAAGAAAUGGAUUCAAUUGGAGGAGUUGACUCCCAAACAGAGGGUAAAGUUAUAAUUUAAUACAAAAGUGUGAUGACAAAUGUAUAAAAAAUUAGUUAUAUAUGAAUGCCAAAGAAGCAGUUAAUUCAAAACUGAAAUAUA